AUGAACUCGGGAAAAUCUCGGAAAAGGAUAAGCGUGCGCUUCAGUGGUGUUGACCAAGACGAUUUCCUGUCCUUCACUGAGCCAGCAACCCCGAAUAUCACUGAACAAGCGGAGCAACUCAAGAAGACAUUCUCAUUCGAUACGCUCUAUAAACUCAGCAAUGAUACAAAACACCGCGAUUCCCUACAGCGCAACGUUCUCAGCAGCGUCUGGAGACCCAAGAACCAGAAACCGAGGAGACCCGAAGAUUUCGAAAGACUUAUCGUUUUCGCUACAAGAGGCGCUGCACGUACUUUUAUGCUCACUUUCGGUAUGCGCUCGAUGCUUAACGUCGUCCUCGCUUUGGUUUCGCUGGUGAAAGCGAGGAAGGUCACUGGAGCUCUUCUCCGCAAAUCUCUACUCACUCUGGAGCCUAUUCGCUUUGGUCUUCAGUUCGGCAUUUUCGUCUGGUUGUGGCGCUUUACGCACCACGCACUCAGGAUGAAGGAUGGCGAGCAUAAACGUUGGCAUGCCUGGGUCGCUGGUGCUGUCUCCUCGCUCGGCUCAUUAGCGGAGACCCGCGGCAACAGAUUGGCGCUAGGCCAGCAGCUCACUGUUCGUGGUCUUCAGGGUAUGUAUAGAUCGUGCAAGGCUCGGAACUGGAUCAGUAUCCCCCAUGGUGAGUUUCUCAUCUUCGGACUGGCAUGUGGACAGAUCAUGUAUGCGUGGAUCAUGUCACCGGAUACUAUACCGAAAGCAUACAAUGAUUGGAUACAACACGCUUCAAAAGUCCCCCCAGAGGCUAUCCCAAUGCACAGGCAGCUCGUCAGAACGGGCAGGUACGAUGCACAGACGCCCCUAACAUCUUUGUCGCAGAGGAACCCAACUCCGAAAAACCGACUUAGGUUGUUAAAAAUGGUCCAAAACGCGCGCAGUGAAAAUGGUGAAAGUUUCGGUAACUUUAGCAAUGUCAGUAACGCGCUACUUCCCUACAUUCCACCAGCAGUCCUCAAUCCGUGGAUCGAGGGAAUUUUCUCCAUGGCCAUUGAGCGCUUCUACAUGAUUUUUCUCGACAUUCUACCCGUAUACGCCUCGUUGCAUUUCAUACCCGCUCUUACGUUCAAACGCAACCAAUUCAAACAAGAUCCCGGCGAAGCCGUACUUCGGACGACCAUGUCUAGUUUCAGAUCGUCUGCAUUCCUUGCGACUUUCGUCGUUAUCUACCAUACCUGGUUCAGUGGUAAGCAUGCAGUAUACCGUAAACACAGAGAAAGACUUCCGGAGUGGCUGGCCAAGUUUCUUAUCUCAAAGCAGUCGCUAUGGUUUGGAGGUUUUCUCACAUGCGCCUCGUUGGGUGUAGAAGAAAGCAAACGUCGCUCAGAACUCGCUAUGUAUGUUCUCCCUAAAGCUAUGGAAAGCGCCUGGAUGACUAUGAGACGCAAGAAGUGGGUUCCGCAUUUCCCUUUUGGUCCUGAAUUGCUAGUCGCUUUCGGUACUGCUUCUCUCAUGCAGGCUUACACUCAUGAAUCGCCUCAAGUCAUGUCUGGGCUGGUACACACACUAAUCUAUCAAUUUAUUGGGAAUGUGUAA
Molecule: messenger RNA, 1569 nt
Organism: Wallemia ichthyophaga EXF-994
Lineage: Eukaryota; Fungi; Basidiomycota; Wallemiomycetes; Wallemiales; Wallemiaceae
Exons: 6
Coding region: 1-1569 (522 amino acids)
Source: RefSeq, a predicted model, not a curated record